AUGCACGGUCAUUUCAUUCUCAUUGUCUUGUGGGCUCUUGUUGUAUCGAUGAUACAUGAUGGAACACAACUUUGUUCAGGUUGCUUUCCAGAAGAAAAACUUGCUCUCUUAGACUUCAAAGCUUCCUUGAAUAUGACAGAACAUGCUCAUCUUAUCCUUCCUUCAUGGACUGGAAAAGAAGGUGAUGGAGCAAACACUGAUUGCUGCACCUGGGAACGGGUCAAGUGCAGUAAUAUUACUGGCAGAAUUGUUGAACUCCAACUUAGUAAAUUGAGAAAGCAUGGGGAAUCCUAUGAUUCUUAUUAUCAGGAUUGGUAUCUAAAUACUAGCACCUUCAUACCCCUGAAGGACCUCCGAGCUCUAGAUUUGAGUUGGAAUGACUUCAAUAGUGAAGUGACAAGUACAAUGUUGAAAUGGGCAUUGAACCUAAUUCUGAUUUAUGUAAAGAUUUAUGCCUUUGCUUCAUCGGAUGCUGAGAAUUGGCUGCUUCAGUUUUUCUUGCUUCAACCUAUCAUCAAGUUUUAUGCAUAG
Molecule: messenger RNA, 531 nt
Organism: Coffea eugenioides
Lineage: Eukaryota; Viridiplantae; Streptophyta; Magnoliopsida; Gentianales; Rubiaceae
Product: receptor-like protein 9b
Exons: 2
Coding region: 1-531 (176 amino acids)
Source: RefSeq, a predicted model, not a curated record